Zingiber officinale is the source of this 1318-nucleotide messenger RNA. Its product is annotated as transcription factor MYB41-like. Lineage: Eukaryota; Viridiplantae; Streptophyta; Magnoliopsida; Zingiberales; Zingiberaceae. The transcript has 3 exons. Bases 191 to 1162 code for a protein of 323 amino acids. The record is from RefSeq and is a predicted model, not a curated record.
UCUGCCAUUCGCCUCUGUUUUCAUUCUAUAUAAACCAUAAACACAGUUCGUCCUCCUCUCCUAUCAGAUACUACUUUGUUCUAUCCCUUAAUUUAACUUCAACCUCUCGUUAAUCCUUAUCUAUCUCUUCUCAUUUCCCCAAACCAACUUUUCUUGCUCGAGUUGAGCCUUUGCGGUGCUGUUUAUUGAGAUGGGGAGAGCACCUUGUUGCGAUAAAGAAGGUUUGAAGAAAGGUCCAUGGACGCCGGAAGAGGACCAGAAGCUCGUCGACUACAUACAGAAGCACGGACAAGGAAACUGGAGAUCUCUUCCUAAGAAAGCUGAGCUCGCGAGGUGUGGCAAGAGUUGCCGGCUCCGGUGGACGAACUACCUCCGGCCGGACAUCAAGCGAGGAAGGUUCUCCUUUGAAGAGGAAGAGACCAUCAUUAAGCUACACAGCAUGUUAGGCAACAAGUGGUCUGCGAUUGCGGCGCGUUUACCGGGAAGAACAGACAACGAGAUCAAGAACUACUGGAACACGCAUAUCCGGAAGAGGCUGCUGAGGAUGGGAAUCGAUCCGGUGACUCACGCUCCUCGGCUCGAUCUCCUCGACCUCUCCUCGCUCUUUUCUUCCUCUUUCUGCAACCCGUCGUUGCCGUCGUUGCCUUCCUCGCAGCUCGACUUGUCGAGGCUAUUGGCUGGCCUCGACGGCGAUCUCCUCUUGAUGGCCACCAACCUCCUCUCGUCUCAGUAUCCGAAUCCCAACCUCGCGCUCAGUGGUCAAGGCCUGCCGCACCAGGAUCAGCAACAACUGCUUCAAUUUCCAGCUCAACAGACCUUGGACGACACUCAAUGGAUGCAGAGCGCUAAUGCGAGCCAGUUACAGUCCGAUCAUGUGGUCGCGCUGCCGCAGACUUACAUUGGAAAUAAUUUGAUGCAUGCGCCAUCGGCGUUGACGCAAUGGGUCAACGGCGGCGAAGGCGCCUCCUGCGUGGACGGUGGCGGCGGGAACUACAACUUGAUGUCGGUUUGGUCGACGCCGGCGUCGUCGAGCCUGACGCCGCUGAACUCGCCGUCGACGACGACGCACGUGAACAGCAGCACGGAAGACGAGAUGGAGAGCUACUGCAGCAGCCUCUUCCAGUUCCCUACCCCUGCUGACAUCAGCAACCAUGUCAUGUAAACCAGAUUAUGUCGAUUAUUUUUCUUUUUUCUUUUUUCUUUUUUCUUUUUUCUUUACUCGCUGAGAAAUGAAUGACUAGUGCACUACAGUGUCUGUUAUCUCAGCCGUAUUCAUAUGAUGUCUCAUGUGUUGAUAUAUAUGAACAAUCAUCUUUUG